Messenger RNA from Haliotis rubra (blacklip abalone), 1999 nucleotides. Its product is annotated as monocarboxylate transporter 12-like. Lineage: Eukaryota; Metazoa; Mollusca; Gastropoda; Lepetellida; Haliotidae. Gene Ontology annotation, molecular function: monocarboxylic acid transmembrane transporter activity. Gene Ontology annotation, biological process: transmembrane transport; monocarboxylic acid transport. The record is from RefSeq and is a predicted model, not a curated record.
CUACAAACCUACUUUGCUCUACUGCUUACAGCAGAGUUAUCUAUGUGCUGGCAAAUUUGAUCCAGGUUUUGGCCUUGCAAAAGUGCAUUUUAUCUUGAAGGACAGGAGAUGUUGACAGAUCACAAUGGUUGGAAGUAUCCACACCACCGAAGACACAACCAACGGUCAGCUUUCACCUGACAGAGCCAGAAAUGCUGGACUGUGUGAUGACUCCAAGGGGGAACAACUCUCAGUAGGCAGUCAUAAAGGGAGACAACCCAUGGAUGGUGAAGAAAUGCACUCAGCUGGUAAAGAAAAUGGAAAAGAUGUGGACAGAGAUGAUAAUGAAGGGACCCAACUUGUUGGAGAUGAGAAACAGAGUGAACAUGGGGAUGCGGAGGAUGAAGGAGAUAAAUGUGAAGUCCGAGUUGAUGUGGAAGACAAACCAAGCCAGACUGUUGAUUAUGGGUUUUACAAGUGGAUUGUUGUUUUGGGGUGUUUUUUCCAACAUUUCUUAACAGGGGGGUUUGAGCGAACAGACGGGGUGCUGUACCUGAAGCUGAUCAACAGAUUCAACCAGAGUGCACAAGCUACAGCCUGGGUGGGGUCUCUGUCGUCGACGGUGCGGCUGAUGCUGGGCCCCGUGUCCAGUGCCUUCAGUAACCGGUUCUCGAGUCGAGUGGCCACCAUAACGGGCGGCAUCAUCAUGACUGUCGGUGUCCUCAUCAGUGGCUUCGCUCCAAACCUCAUCUUCCUCUACUUCAGCUACGGCGUCAUUGGAGGUAUUGGCCGGAGCUUGUCGUAUACCCCUGGCCUGGUCACGGUGGGACAGUACUUUGCCAACAAACCCGGGUUGGCGGUGGGUCUGGCUACAUCAGGUGUUGGCGCCGGAGCGUUUGUCAUACCACCGUUAGCUGACUUCUUGUUUGACGAGUUCAACUUCGUGGGGGCUUUCCUCAUCUUGAGUGGGCUGGCUCUAAACUUGGUUGUCAGUGGAGCUUUGUACAGGCCCCUUGAUCUGCAUAAGAAAAUACUGGCAGUACAGAGAAAAAAGAAAGAAAGAGCCAAGUUGAAUUCCCCCCAUGAAGACCAAGCUGAAACACAUGCAAGGGAAGACGUAGAGCUACUGCUUGUCGACAAGCAUGUGUCAGUCAAAGACACCCAAAAAGAAGUCCUUACAGAUUCCCAAAACUCUGAUGGUCACAAGUACUCUGCUGUUACAGCAACAGACCAGGUUGCUCCCGAGAAAGCUGAUUCCGUUGACAACGACAAAAGGCCUUGCUGGCGUGGUAUAUUCACAAAGUGUGUUCCUGAAAAAAGCGAAAAACUUCAGAAGGAGAAAAAAACGAAGCUUUUGGAAUUGUCACUAUUGAAAAACCUUCCUUUUUUAUUGUUUUGUAUAAGCAUAGCCCUGUUUACAUUAUCCUUUAAAUCUGCAUUUACUUUUUUACCUGCGUUGGCAAAGUCCCGCGGCUGCACUGAGAGAGAGGCGGCAUUGCUCAUGUCAGUAUCUGGUAUCCUUGACACCAUUGGUCGGAUUAUAACAGGAUUCGUCUUAGAUUUUAGAAAAAUUCAAUUUCGACCAUAUGUGUACAAUGGAGUGAUGUUCCUGAUUGCAACGCUGUCCUUCGUGUGUCCAUCAUUGCAUUCAUUUUGGCAGUUCUGUGUUCUGUGUGGACUUUAUGGCGCCUUGACUGGUGCCUAUGUGUCUCAGAAGUCCGUCAUCAUUGUGGACAUUCUUGGAGUGGAGAAACUUUCUAGUUCCUUCGGACUGUUGAUUUCCUUCCAAGGAAUCGGUACCCUGAUUGGCCCUCCGGUCUCAGGUGUGUUCAAGGACGUGUUUGGCGACUAUACCCUGGCGUUCUACUUUGGUGGCGCCAUGAUCAUCCUGGCAGCCAUCAUCAUGAUCUUCUCCAACGUGCUGCUGGCAAUACAGAGAAGAAAUCAGGUCAACUUGAAGAGGUAAACAGGAUGGGGAGAGACGGUGAAUAGGUGGAGUGUGUAAAGUACAUACUCUCUG